Messenger RNA from Baudoinia panamericana UAMH 10762, 687 nucleotides. RefSeq lists its product as uncharacterized. Gene Ontology annotation, molecular function: ubiquitin conjugating enzyme activity. Gene Ontology annotation, cellular component: nucleus. Gene Ontology annotation, biological process: protein polyubiquitination; ubiquitin-dependent protein catabolic process. The coding region runs from base 103 to 546 and encodes 147 amino acids. Lineage: Eukaryota; Fungi; Ascomycota; Dothideomycetes; Mycosphaerellales; Teratosphaeriaceae. The record is from RefSeq and is a predicted model, not a curated record. The transcript is spliced from 5 exons.
CACACGACACCCACCUCCGACUCCACUGCCGCCCUACCACAAUCUCCGCUCUACGAUCAAUCGAAAGAGAGACAUACGCAUAACCUCACUACAACCGGAGCAAUGGCGUUGAAGCGCAUCAACAAGGAAUUGACAGAUCUCGGCCGUGACCCACCGUCAUCAUGCAGCGCAGGUCCGAUAGGCGAUGACCUCUUCCACUGGCAGGCAACCAUCAUGGGUCCAGGCGACUCACCAUACUCUGGCGGCGUCUUCUUCCUCGCAAUUCACUUCCCUACAGACUACCCCUUCAAGCCGCCAAAGGUCAACUUCACAACCCGCAUCUACCACCCGAACAUCAACAGCAACGGCAGUAUUUGCCUCGACAUUCUGAGAGACCAAUGGAGUCCCGCUCUGACGAUCUCGAAGGUGCUUCUCUCAAUCUGCUCCAUGCUCACAGACCCGAACCCAGACGAUCCGCUUGUACCGGAAAUCGCACAUGUCUACAAGACGGACCGCUCGCGGUACGAGGCCACAGCACGAGAAUGGACGAGGAAGUACGCCAUCUAGAUGGACGACGGGCUAGAGGAUGGGAAUGAAGAUGCGACUGGGUCUGAACCCUGCGAUCGGCAAGACGCGGAACCCGUUGAGCUAUCGGCAGGCUGCAGCUGGAGACGGUGCAUCUGGGCAAGGCGUGCAUGUGCUUCACGG